Lineus longissimus is the source of this 1841-nucleotide messenger RNA. RefSeq lists its product as uncharacterized. The record is from RefSeq and is a predicted model, not a curated record. The transcript is spliced from 14 exons. NCBI's taxonomy places the organism in Eukaryota, Metazoa, Nemertea, Pilidiophora, Heteronemertea, Lineidae. Bases 135 to 1238 code for a protein of 367 amino acids.
CUCAAGUACCCAAUUUUCUGCUUAAAAAGUAGUCUGUUGGUGGCCAGGCUGGCAAUAUAUUGACACUGACAGAGGCCUUAUCACUUCCUCAGAAUAUCUAGGAGGAUAAGGAAGUGAGGAAACAGUUGGACAAGAUGAAAAGCAUAGUUGCUGUGGUGGUCCUUAUCCUGUGCAUGAUUUUCUUUACGAAUGGGACAGGACCAUUCUUUGGUAAUAAGUACUGGAUCUUACUUGGACAGACUAAGCCUGGCAACCACCACCCUGGCAUCACAAUAAAGGAGGAGACGAACGUCACAAUCAACGAGACCAGGAACGUAGAUGGAUGCUUGAACUCUUGGAUCUUCACAAGUGGAUGGAUAUAUUUUUCACAGGAUGGGAGUUUAGAUUUUGUGGGGAAGAGUUUUACUGUCGGAGGUUACUACUACUACACCGAUCGCAAUUCAGAUGAAGAUAUCCCGGUUAUGAUACUAUGGCACCCAGGUCUCGUGUAUCUGGCACAAUUUGGAGCAAAACCAAAUGCGAGAUCUUAUUACUCAUUUCGCCAUAGCUCAAGCCUCAAGGUCAACUCUUGGGUAUUUGUGGGUUUCAGUUUGGAUUCCAGUGGGCCUGAGAACAAAUUGAUGGGUUGGGUGGAUGACGUUGUGACGAGAAAGAGCAUAUUCGACAGUAUAUAUAAAGACGUGAUGAAAAGUGACAUUGUAUUUGGCAAGUAUUUUAAGAGGUUAGCCCCAUUCCGAAGAACUGAAUUGGCUGGUAUGACGGUUAUGGAAGGAUCUAUCGAACCAUCACAGAUCGAAACAUUCAAGGCUGAUAUUCUUUCAACACUUACCCCAACAUGUCAAACCAGCACAACUGCCACCAUUGGUCAAACCAGCACAACUGCCACCAUUGGUCAAACCAGCACAACUGCCACCACUGGUCCAACCAGCACAUCAACUGCAACCACUGGUCCAACCAGCACAUCAACUGCCACCAUUGGUCCAACCAGCACAUCAACUGCAACCACUGGUCCGAGCACAAUAACUGCAACCACUGGUCCAACCAGCACAUCAACUGCAACCACUGGUCCAACCAGCACAAUAACUGCAACCACUGGUCCAACCAGCACAUCAACUGCAACCACUGGCCCGGGUUCAGGUGGAGGCAGAGCAGCAGGACUAUCAAGAUUCCCGCUGGCAACAAUGAUGACCCUCGCCUUGAUUGUUGGUGCAAUGCUGACAUUGCAAAAUCAGUCAUAAAACUAUUCAAAGGGGUACGCCGUUCGUAACUACUGGUGGUCAAGGAAAAUACCAAUGCAGUCAUAGACAAUGCCAUAUUGCAUUUGAGAUGCACACGAAUUUGCUGAAACUUGGUAUUCAUAGUAUUUGUAUAUCCGUCAAAACAACAGCAAUGCUGAAAUUAAUAUGUUAUGCAUUUGGAACCUAAUGUGCUUAUAUAUAAAAUGUAACACUAAAUAGCUACUAUAAUAUAAUAAUGUUGCCUUCUUUCUUGAUAGGACAAAUAAGAAUGGCAGUUUCAGGAGGUGGCGCAUGAGGUACCCAACCCCCUUUUUCUUCGGAAAGCAAUGAUUUUUCAUGGAGCCUCGCCCCAAGAAGCAAAUAACCCCUUUUUUAUCCACAGAUGCCCGGAAAUCACAUUUGGCUCAUUGAAUUUUAUAUUUCAUACUGGGGAGGGCCCCUCAGACCACCAUCGUUUCCAAGAUCGCACCUUCGGUUCAAUCUGGAUGGGACCGCACUCCCUUUUCAAGAUUUCGUCACUGAGUAACUGACAUCAUUUUGCAAACUACUAGAUGUAUCAGAAAAAUUUGUGGCUAAGGAAGAGCUCAAAUUAGAUCAGAUACA